This is a messenger RNA of Penicillium paradoxum, 189 nucleotides long. RefSeq names its product cytochrome c oxidase subunit VIIa. The record is from RefSeq and is a predicted model, not a curated record. The transcript is spliced from 4 exons. Bases 1 to 189 code for a protein of 62 amino acids. Lineage: Eukaryota; Fungi; Ascomycota; Eurotiomycetes; Eurotiales; Aspergillaceae. Gene Ontology annotation, biological process: mitochondrial electron transport, cytochrome c to oxygen.
AUGCCCGCCGCUAUCCCCCCCAUCACCGGCAUGCUCCGCCGUGGUCUCGUUCUGGACCUGAGCACCGCUUUCGGUUUCGGUACCACCUUCGGUUACCUCUGGUGGUACGGAUUCCACCUCCCCCGCACUCGUGAGCGCGAUACCUACUACGCCCGUCUCGAGGCUGAGCGUGCUGCCCAGCGCGGUUAA